AUGCAUAGAUUCCUGUUCUGUUCAAUUGUUUGCACUGUUUGGUGGCUCCUCUUGUUUCUGUUCAAUUGUUUGCCUGCAAAUUUGACUGGACUUAAGGUGCCCGAACCCCCAGGGAUGAGGCUCAAGCACGAAGGAUUGGCGGCUCUCCACCCGGUUGUGAUGGUGCCCGGCAUUGUCACCGGAGGACUUGAGCUCUGGGAGGGCAGACCGUGUUCCGACGGCCUUUUUCGCAAGCGGCUUUGGGGAGGUAGCUUUACUGAGAUUUUGAGGAGGCUUGUGUGUUGGUUGGAGCAUCUAUCUUUGGACAAUGAGACGGGGCUCGAUCCACCGGGCAUUAGGGUUCGUGUGGUUCAGGGACUAGUUGCAGCUGAUUACUGA
Messenger RNA from Fraxinus pennsylvanica, 378 nucleotides. The record is from the annotation of a GenBank genome assembly. Lineage: Eukaryota; Viridiplantae; Streptophyta; Magnoliopsida; Lamiales; Oleaceae.